Striga hermonthica is the source of this 439-nucleotide messenger RNA. The record is from the annotation of a GenBank genome assembly. NCBI's taxonomy places the organism in Eukaryota, Viridiplantae, Streptophyta, Magnoliopsida, Lamiales, Orobanchaceae.
UUGAGGAGAGAAUCCAUGGAGGAAUACUUGAGGUGGGAAGUAGAGAGGUUUGAAAAGGUGGUGCGUGCGGGCAAGGGAAGGAGAUUGACGGUUUGUGAACGAAUGUUCUUAGACGAUUGGUAUCGCCGUCAAAACCCUAAAAGGCCGAGAUACGAAAGGUGGAGACGGGAGCUGUCAACAUUCAAUGGAGCUGACCCAGACGCAUGGCUCAAGCAAGCUCUUGCAUAUUUCAUCCUCGAAGAUCUACCAAUGAAGGAUUGGGUAAAGUACGCUUCAGAUUAUUUUGACGGAGGGGCCAAAGCUUGGUGGCGAUGGCUCUACCACAACCGCCGCGAACUAACUCGAUGGGAAGAUUUUGAGAAGGAGCUCAUCGCACGGUUCAAGACCCCGAUCUAUUGCCAUUACGACGAGGCUCCCACGCAUAAAUGGAAGAGAGACA